Oncorhynchus masou masou (cherry salmon) is the source of this 1621-nucleotide messenger RNA. RefSeq names its product ovochymase 1 (gene ovch1). The coding region runs from base 1 to 1581 and encodes 526 amino acids. Gene Ontology annotation, molecular function: serine-type endopeptidase activity. The record is from RefSeq and is a predicted model, not a curated record. The transcript is spliced from 12 exons. Gene Ontology annotation, biological process: proteolysis. NCBI's taxonomy places the organism in Eukaryota, Metazoa, Chordata, Actinopteri, Salmoniformes, Salmonidae.
AUGGUCUACACAAACACUGAUCUGGCAGGGGUUCGGUCCUUCAUGCCAGAGCAGGAGAUGGAGGUGAGGAUCAUUGGUGGUGUGGAGGCCUGGGCCCACUCCUGGCCAUGGCAGGUAUCCCUACGCUUUACCACCAUGCCAGCCUGUGGUGGUGCCAUCCUCGCCCCUCAGUGGGUUCUGACUGCCGCACACUGCUUCAAGCAGUAUAACAAAGUGGAUUUCUGGACUGUGAUGGCGGGAAAACAUGACCUUGAGAAUCCUAAUGAAGAAUGUCAACAGUUGGUCGCAGUCUCAAAAAUAGUCACCCACAUGGAUUACAACCGCAUGACAAAGAUGCAUGACAUUGCCCUGCUGAAGCUGAAGACCCCGCUGAUGUUCAACCAGUGUGUGAGACCCAUAGAGAUAUGGAUGAGGCCAAUCGAACCCAAAAAGCAAUGCACAGUGACCGGCUGGGGUACCACCAGAGAGAAUGGGCCUCGUGCCAACAGACUCCAGGAGGUUAAUGUGACCUGCCUGUCCCCAGAGGACUGUAACAAGUUCUACCGUGGUGUAGUUCAGCCCACCAUGUUCUGUGCUGGAGACCCUGAAGGAGGUGUAGACGCCUGCCAGGGUGACUCAGGUGGUCCUCUGUCCUGCUACACAGGGUCCAGGUAUGAGUUGGCUGGAGUGGUCAGCUGGGGAGUGGGCUGUGGUAGAGCCCAGAGGCCUGGGGUCUAUACUAAAGUACAGGUCUACCUAGACUGGAUCAACGAAUUAAUUCAAGGUGAAAAGUCUAUGUUUGAUGGUAUUACUGUGACUGAAGAGAGUUGUGGUCAGAGUAAGGUAUUGGCCUGCCGGCUGGACUCCCGCCCGGCGUGGUUGUAUGUGACCUUGGAGGGUGCAGUGCGGGUGGGGAGUGUGACAGAGGCUUGCGCCAACUCCUGGCCCUGGCAGGUCAGUCUGCAGUCCAAAGGGAGACACUACUGCAGCGGGACCCUGAUCCACCACCACUGGGUCCUGGCACCGCAACACUGCCACAGCAAAGCUACAGUUGACACAGUGGUGCUGGGAGGUCACGACCUGAGGUUCAUGGCUGCCCAGACCAUCCCAGUGGAUGAGGUGUUCAGCCACCCCCACGACGGAACCUUCCCUCCGACCUCUGACCUCACACUCAUCAAGCUCAGUGUUCCAGCUCGAUUUGAUGACACAGUGUCUCCAGUUUGCCUCCCACAUGAGGAUUUGAAGCUGGAUGACAGCUGGUCCUGUGUGACAACAGGCUGGGGAACCAGCAACUCGGCACCGAAGGUUAGCAGAGCCACCCUGCACCAGGCCAGGCUGGGUCUGGUCAACAGGACCGCUUGUAGAGCGAGCUGGGGAGAGGAUCUCAUCACGGACACUCAGCUGUGUACAGACCCAGCCGGCUCUGUCUCCUGCAUGGGGGACUCUGGUGCUCCACUCCUCUGCCAGAAAAUAAAUGGGGUCUUCUUCCUCUUUGGGGUGGUCACAUGGGGCAGCCCGAGCUGUGACAUCAGCACACCAGCAGUCUUCUCCCGAUUAUCAGCUUAUCAUUCCUGGAUCACAAACACAACCACUGACAUCUGACUGUUUCACAUAACGAAAUAAACAAUGACUUUUUUUUUGA